AUGGAAGGUGGGAUGCAUCUGUCACGUGCCAAUGAUGAUUUGCAAUCACGCUUCGCUUUUCUGCCGGAUAAGCGCUGUAGAGUUAUAAAGGGCCAGGACUACAUCAGUGUUAAAGGAGGCUUCUUCCAGGAAGGCGAUGGGUAUAAUAUAUUCGCGAGUUACAAAAAAUGUGACCAUGAUUGUGCUGUAGCGGAACUUCCAGAUCCCAUGAGGGAGGAAUCGUAUAAGAGAUAUUUCAUUGCUGAGGAGAAGAUGCCAAGGGUAGUCACAGAGACGCUUAAAACUGUACUGGAGACAAACAUUGGUACAAUUGAACAGAGGAACGGUUAUACCUUCAGAUUUCCCAAUUGUCACAAAGACAACAUGGAGUAUGAUGAGAACUCGAAGGCAAAGUCUGAUGGGAUCAUUAAUGACCUCUGCUGCAUGACAGGGUGCAGGCGGAAGUCCCUCAAUGUGGUCCCCGCCGAACGAGGCGUGGUGAUGGGAAAUAUUGUCUUAAGGAUGAAGGGGGGCAACAAUCAUACCAUGAUGACAUACUUGGAAGAGAUGGAUUACCAUAACAAGCAUCAUUGCAUUAUAUUGACUGGUUUGGGAAUGCCUAGCAUAUCAACCAGGCAGUUCCUGAAAUGGCUUAAAGACCACACUGGACUACCUGUAUAUGGAUUGUGUGAUCCUGACCCCGAGGGAAUUGAAAUAAUAUCUGUUUAUGCCCGAGUCAUUGACGUUAAGCCUGGGUGUAAAAUCAGGUUUUCAAUUGAGUAUGGCUUCAUUUGGCAACUCACUCAGGCUGUUCUUGUAAAAUCAAAGGAAGCAGACAUGGCAACUAUGUUUGUGAAAGUUGGUGACAAAAGGAUAUGCAUCGGAACACUUUGCAGUGAUAGAUUCGCGCAAACUAACUUUGACCUGUUUUUCGAGAAAGAUUUUGAACUAUCACACACAUCUUCAUCAGCCACCGUCAGCUUCCGUGGCUACAAUAUUUUCCAGCCAGCUAAAGGCGAUGAGAUCGCUUUUGAUUAUGACGGAUCUGGAGAUAAGAAUGGUGACAAUGAUGCUGUUGAUGAUGAUGGUGCGGAUGAUGACGAUGACGAUGACCAGUUUUCUUGUCCGAGAGAGAACAAUAGUGACAAUGAUGCUGUUGAUGAUUAUGGUGCGGAUGAUGACGAUGACCAGUUUUCUUGUCCGAGAGAGAACAAUAGUGACAAUGAUGCUGUUGAUGAUGAUGGUGCGGAUGAUGACGAUGACCAGUUUUCUUGUCCGAGAGAGAACAAUAGUGAAGGUCAGAGUGAUGAAAACGAGGAAGAACAAAAACUUAAGAAGUCGGAGCAUGUUAAUAAGAGAGCAGCUGGAAGUGCUUUCAAGGUGGCUACUUCCAAUAAGAAGCCAAAGGUGGCAAAAAUGUCUGACCCUAAGACAGGUGACAAUGGGGCUCUCCAUGUGGCGACUGUGCACCUGGCAAAGAAGGCAGGCCCUGCAACCAAUGAAAAGCCCCCCAAGUUCAGCCUGCAAGUCUUGCAACAUGACAAGCAAGAGGUUAUUAUCGAGAAGAUUGUCCGCAACAAGCGCAAAUGUGUUACUGUGGUGAAAGGCCUGGAAUUGUUCGGUGUAAAUUUGAGUGAUGCUUCAAAGAAGUUUGGAAAGAAGUUUGCUGCUGGAGCUUCAGUUGUCAAGUGCCCAAACAAGAUCUAUCGUAUGCUGUUGUGGAAUUCAUUAAAAAUACAUGGCCUGAUGUAAAUUAUCCAUCUCCGCAUCUUAUUUGGUUUACAUGUUUUUUUAUGUUUUCAUGUUCAGUACCUUUCUAAUCAA
Triticum urartu is the source of this 1803-nucleotide messenger RNA. Lineage: Eukaryota; Viridiplantae; Streptophyta; Magnoliopsida; Poales; Poaceae. The record is from RefSeq and is a predicted model, not a curated record.